UAUAUCUUUCCAUCUUUCGUUCAUCUCUGUCUAGAUCUUAUAGUUAAGAAACCAUGUUGCUUAAGGCUUCUCCCGCGUUUUCUAUCUUGAACUCCGGUGUCGGAGAUCUCUUUCCACCGUCGAACGUUCUGUUUCCUUCCACCGCGUGCCGUGGAUCAAGGUUGUCUGUUCGGGCGGCGAAAGGAACGAGCACAAAGUCGUUAACCGGAGUUGUGUUCGAGCCUUUUGAGGAAGUGAAGAAAGACAUGGAUCUGCUUGUUCCCACCACACCUCUGGCUUCCCUCGCACGCCACAAGUUCUCGGACGAGUCUGAAUCUGCGGUUAACGAACAGAUCAAUGUGGAGUACAAUGUCUCCUACAUCUAUCAUGCCUUGUAUGCCUACUUUGACCGAGAUAAUGUUGGCUUGAAAGGUUUCGCUAAUUUCUUCAAAGAUUCGUCUAUUGAAGAACGGGGUCACGCUGAGAAGUUUAUGGAGUACCAGAACAAGCGUGGUGGGAGAGUGAAGCUGCAGUCUAUUCUGAUGCCAUUCUCUGAGUUUGAUCACGAGGAGAAAGGUGAUGCAUUAUAUGCUAUGGAGCUUGCACUAUCUCUGGAGAAACUUACAAAUGAAAAGCUUCUCAAGUUGCAAAGUGUGGGUGUGAAAAACAACGAUGUUCAGCUGGUUGAUUUUGUCGAAUCUGAGUUUCUAGGAGAGCAGGUCGAAGCUAUCAAGAAAAUCUCAGAGUACGUUGCCCAGCUAAGAAGAAUUGGAAAGGGUCAUGGGGUGUGGCAUUUUGACCAAAUGCUUCUGGAUGAGCAAGUGCUUCUGCAUGCGGGUUAAGGAAGGAGAGUUCCAUGCAGCUCUUGAUGUGUUCUGAUUUGGUGAUAAUGUUUUCCUUGUGCUAUACGGCACUGUUCUAUCUUUUUAUAACGAGGUCUUUAUGGAUAAUACUAGUAGUUUUUCUUUCUUUCUUUCUUUCUUUCUUUCUUUUCUAUGUUUUGUUUAAAAAAACGUGAGUGUUGUUAAAUGUAAGUAGUUGUCUGAGAAUAAAUGCAAGUC
Messenger RNA from Brassica oleracea var. oleracea, 1040 nucleotides. RefSeq names its product ferritin-2, chloroplastic. Lineage: Eukaryota; Viridiplantae; Streptophyta; Magnoliopsida; Brassicales; Brassicaceae. Gene Ontology annotation, molecular function: ferrous iron binding; ferric iron binding. Bases 54 to 821 code for a protein of 255 amino acids. The transcript has 8 exons. The record is from RefSeq and is a predicted model, not a curated record. Gene Ontology annotation, biological process: intracellular iron ion homeostasis; iron ion transport. Gene Ontology annotation, cellular component: cytoplasm.